CAUAAUAUAUAAUACUAAAAUGAAAAUUUUAUAUUUAAAACAUUUGUAAUAAUAUCUAAUGCAUUUAUAAAAUGAAAAAAUAUCCGCACGAACGUGCGGGUUAAAAUCUAGUUACGAAAUUAAAAAGGGAUGUUCUUGAAUAAUGCAUCCAAUUGACUUAAGUUUGGUCAACAAGAUGUUUUUUCUUUUACAUUGUUAUGACCGGUAGCUUUGUUGAGAUAUUAGAAUUGGACCAAAAUAUUUUUAAAUAGAGAAGUUUUAUAAUCUUAAUUCUCAAAAUAUCUCAUAUUAUUUUAAACUGCAUUGAUAAAAUACGAGACUAUAUUCACUUAACUUUUUUCAUUCUCUUACUCUAGUUGGAAAGGUCUCUAACUGUGAAGUGAAAACUUGGAUCAUCAUGUUGUAAUUUACAGUUUCCUGCAUUUUUUGGGAAUCUAUCCAUGUCCCAAACGCCGAUGGCAGGUUCCCAAUAGAGACACAUGGCUUGUGGUAAAAUAAAAAUAUAGUUUUAUAUUUGUCUUUCUCUUGGAUCCUAUAUAAACACUAGUUAAUCAACAUUUAUACUUCAUCAUCACCAUUUGCAUGAUUUGAUCUCAUAACUCAUUUCUGAGAAUAUUUUUCGUAGCUAAAGGCAAAAAUAAGCGAUGACCAUCACUUCAAGCUUUCUAUGUUUGUUUAUCCUUCUUUUGUUUUGCCUCUCGUGUGGAUAUUCCCUUCAUGGAGAUAAGAAUGAAAAGUCAAGUGUUAACUUUGUUUCAAAUGCAAAGCAUGUUGAUGGUUAUGAUGCAAUGAAGAAGGCGCAAGUACAAAGAAGAAGUGGAGAAGAGUUUAGCAAGGAGACGACAAAGAUGAAGAUGAAUCCGAAGAAGCCAAUAGAGAAGGAAACAGGUGUUGAGGAAGAGGAUGAUCUCGUUGCCUACACUGCUGAUUACUGGAAACCAAGGCACCAUCCUCCCAAGAACAACUGACGAGAUUUAUCUUAUAUUUAUAUAAAAGACCCAACAAAAUGAUCCUCCCUAUUAAAUAUUAAUCAAAUAUCAGUAUAAGAUAUUUAUUAUACAUACAUAUAAAUGGGUAAUUUGUAAUUUUGUGAGCUUUGUGUUUGUAAUAUCGUUAUAUUUA
This is a messenger RNA of Brassica napus (rape), 1122 nucleotides long. RefSeq names its product protein GOLVEN 5. The transcript has 3 exons. The record is from RefSeq and is a predicted model, not a curated record. The coding region runs from base 645 to 968 and encodes 107 amino acids. NCBI's taxonomy places the organism in Eukaryota, Viridiplantae, Streptophyta, Magnoliopsida, Brassicales, Brassicaceae.